Gilbertella persicaria is the source of this 420-nucleotide messenger RNA. RefSeq lists its product as uncharacterized. Lineage: Eukaryota; Fungi; Mucoromycota; Mucoromycetes; Mucorales; Choanephoraceae. Bases 1 to 420 code for a protein of 139 amino acids. The transcript is spliced from 2 exons. Gene Ontology annotation, cellular component: nucleus. Gene Ontology annotation, molecular function: protein binding; histone H4K20 methyltransferase activity. The record is from RefSeq and is a predicted model, not a curated record.
AUGAAUAGGUAUAUGCCAAAUGCAGGGUUUGAAGUGAGUUCGACCAAGCGAUAUACAGGCCAAAUGGAGGCAUGUAUUGUAGCAACAAAGGAUUGGAAAGCAGGGGAACAAGUAAAAUACUGCCUUGGAUCUAUAGCCGAACUUACAGAAGAAGACGAUGCAAAACUAAAGCGUGAAGGACGUGAUUUUAGUGUGAUGGUAUCUCAACGAAAGAAAUGUUCUUGUCUUUUUCUUGGGCCUGCUCGUUUUAUGAAUCACGAUUGUGAUGCCAAUUGUUCAUUUAUCUUGAUUGGACAGAAUGCUAUUACAUUCAGAAUUGAGCGUGAUAUUGCCUGUGGAGAGGAAAUGACAGUGUUUUAUGCUGAGCAUUAUUUUGGUGAAGACAAUUGUGAAUGUCGUUGUUCUUCUUGUGAAAGGUAA